GUCACAACGUCUCUGCAGUGUGAUGGCAACAUGGGCACUGUCUCCUGGAUGGCCGUUGCCAGGGCGGACAUGUACCUAGCAACAGCCACAGGUGACGACGGACACACCCACACCUGCAGCUCCAACUCCACCGACUGUUCCUUCACCGACCUGCACUGCGCCGAGACCUACGCUGUCACCGUGGUUACCAUGGACAGGGGCUGCUAUAGCGACCCAAGCCCUGACGUUGAACUCAGAACAGGUGCCUGUCCCCCCACCAAUGUCACAACGUCUCUGCAGUGUGAUGGCAACAUGGGCACUGUCUCCUGGACGGCCGUUGCCAGGGCGGACAUGUACCUAGCAACAGCCACAGGUGACGAUGGACACACCCACACCUGCAGUUCCAACUCCACCGACUGUUCCUUCACCGACCUGCACUGCGCCGAGACCUACGCUGUCACCGUGGUUACCAUGGACAGGGGCUGCUAUAGCGACCCAAGCCCUGACGUUGAACUCAGAACAGGUGCCUGUCCCCCCACCAAUGUCACAACGUCUCUGCAGUGUGAUGGCAACAUGGGCACUGUCUCCUGGACGGCCGUUGCCAGGGCGGACAUGUACCUAGCAACAGCCACAGGUGACGAUGGACACACCCACACCUGCAGUUCCAACUCCACCGACUGUUCCUUCACCGACCUGCACUGCGCCGAGACCUACGCUGUCACCGUGGUUACCAUGGACAGGGGCUGCUAUAGCGACCCAAGCCCUGACGUUGAACUCAGAACAGGUGCCUGUCCCCCCACCAAUGUCACAACGUCUCUGCAGUGUGAUGGCAACAUGGGCACUGUCUCCUGGACGGCCGUUGCCAGGGCGGACAUGUACCUAGCAACAGCCACAGGUGACGACGGACACACCCACACCUGCAGCUCCAACUCCACCGACUGUUCCUUCACCGACCUGCACUGCGCCGAGACCUACGCUGUCACCGUGGUUACCAUGGACAGGGGCUGCUAUAGCGACCCCAGCCCUGACGUUGAACUCAGAACAGGUGCCUGUCCCCCCACCAAUGUCACAACGUUUCUGCAGUGUGAUGGCAACAUGGGCACUGUCUCCUGGACGGCCGUUGCCAGGGCGGACAUGUACCUAGCAACAGCCACAGGUGACGACGGACACACCCACACCUGCAGCUCCAACUCCACCGACUGUUCCUUCACCGACCUGCACUGCGCCGAGACCUACGCUGUCACCGUGGUUAGCAUGGACAGGGGCUGCUAUAGCGACCCCAGCCCUGACGUUGAACUCAGAACAGGUGCCUGUCCCCCCACCAAUGUCACAACGUCUCUGCAGUGUGAUGGCAACAUGGGCACUGUCUCCUGGACGGCCGUUGCCAGGGCGGACAUGUACCUAGCAACAGCCACAGGUGACGACGGACACACCCACACCUGCAGCUCCAACUCCACCGACUGUUCCUUCACCGACCUGCACUGCGCCGAGACCUACGCUGUCACCGUGGUUACCAUGGACAGGGGCUGCUAUAGCGACCCCAGCCCUGACGUUGAACUCAGAACAGGUGCCUGUCCCCCCACCAAUGUCACAACGUCUCUGCAGUGUGAUGGCAACAUGGGCACUGUCUCCUGGACGGCCGUUGCCAGGGCGGACAUGUACCUAGCAACAGCCACAGGUGACGACGGACACACCCACACCUGCAGCUCCAACUCCACCGACUGUUCCUUCACCGACCUGCACUGCGCCGAGACCUACGCUGUCACCGUGGUUACCAUGGACAGGGGCUGCUAUAGCGACCCCAGCCCUGACGUUGAACUCAGAACAGGUGCCUGUCCCCCCACCAAUGUCACAACGUCUCUGCAGUGUGAUGGCAACAUGGGCACUGUCUCCUGGACGGCCGUUGCCAGGGCGGACAUGUACCUAGCAACAGCCACAGGUGACGACGGACACACCCACACCUGCAGCUCCAACUCCACCGACUGUUCCUUCACCGACCUGCACUGCGCCGAGACCUACGCUGUCACCGUGGUUACCAUGGACAGGGGCUGCUAUAGCGACCCCAGCCCUGACGUUGAACUCAGAACAGGUGCCUGUCCCCCCACCAAUGUCACAACGUCUCUGCAGUGUGAUGGCAACAUGGGCACUGUCUCCUGGACGGCCGUUGCCAGGGCGGACAUGUACCUAGCAACAGCCACAGGUGACGACGGACACACCCACACCUGCAGCUCCAACUCCACCGACUGUUCCUUCACCGACCUGCACUGCGCCGAGACCUACGCUGUCACCGUGGUUAGCAUGGACAGGGGCUGCUAUAGCGACCCCAGCCCUGACGUUGAACUCAGAACAGGUGCCUGUCCCCCCACCAAUGUCACAACGUCUCUGCAGUGUGAUGGCAACAUGGGCACUGUCUCUUGGACGGCCGUUGCCAGGGCGGACAUGUACCUAGCAACAGCCACAGGUGACGACGGACACACCCACACCUGCAGCUCCAACUCCACCGACUGUUCCUUCACCGACCUGCACUGCGCCGAGACCUACGCUGUCACCGUGGUUAGCAUGGACAGGGGCUGCUAUAGCGACCCCAGCCCUGACGUUGAACUCAGAACAGGUGCCUGUCCCCCCACCAAUGUCACAACGUCUCUGCAGUGUGAUGGCAACAUGGGCACUGUCUCUUGGACGGCCGUUGCCAGGGCGGACAUGUACCUAGCAACAGCCACAGGUGACGACGGACACACCCACACCUGCAGCUCCAACUCCACCGACUGUUCCUUCACCGACCUGCACUGCGCCGAGACCUACGCUGUCACCGUGGUUAGCAUGGACAGGGGCUGCUAUAGCGACCCCAGCCCUGACGUUGAACUCAGAACAGGUGCCUGUCCCCCCACCAAUGUCACAACGUCUCUGCAGUGUGAUGGCAACAUGGGCACUGUCUCCUGGACGGCCGUUGCCAGGGCGGACAUGUACCUAGCAACAGCCACAGGUGACGACGGACACACCCACACCUGCAGCUCCAACUCCACCGACUGUUCCUUCACCGACCUGCACUGCGCCGAGACCUACGCUGUCACCGUGGUUACCAUGGACAGGGACUGCUAUAGCGACCCAAGCCCUGACGUUGAACUCAGAACAGGUGCCUGUCCCCCCACCAAUGUCACAACGUCUUUGCAGUGUGAUGGCAACAUGGGCACUGUCUCCUGGACGGCCGUUGCCAGGGCGGACAUGUACCUAGCAACAGCCACAGGUGACGACGGACACACCCACACCUGCAGCUCCAACUCCACCGACUGUUCCUUCCCCGACCUGCACUGCGCCGAGACCUACGCUGUCACCGUGGUCACCAUGGACAGGGCCUGCUAUAGCGACCCCAGCCCUGACGUUGAACUCAGAACAGGUGCCUGUCCCCCCACCAAUGUCACAACGUCUCUGCAGUGUGAUGGCAACAUGGGCACUGUCUCCUGGACGGCCGUUGCCAGGGCGGACAUGUACCUAGCAACAGCCACAGGUGACGACGGACACACCCACACCUGCAGCUCCAACUCCACCGACUGUUCCUUCACCGACCUGCACUGCGCCGAGACCUACGCUGUCACCGUGGUUAGCAUGGACAGGGGCUGCUAUAGCGACCCCAGCCCUGACGUUGAACUCAGAACAGGUGCCUGUCCCCCCACCAAUGUCACAACGUCUCUGCAGUGUGAUGGCAACAUGAGCACUGUCUCCUGGACGGCCGUUGCCAGGGCGGACAUGUACCUAGCAACAGCCACAGGUGACGACGGACACACCCACACCUGCAGCUCCAACUCCACCGACUGUUCCUUCACCGACCUGCACUGCGCCGAGACCUACGCUGUCACCGUGGUUACCAUGGACAGGGGCUGCUAUAGCGACCCCAGCCCUGACGUUGAACUCAGAACAGGUGCCUGUCCCCCCACCAAUGUCACAACGUCUCUGCAGUGUGAUGGCAACAUGAGCACUGUCUCCUGGACGGCCGUUGCCAGGGCGGACAUGUACCUAGCAACAGCCACAGGUGACGACGGACACACCCACACCUGCAGCUCCAACUCCACCGACUGUUCCUUCACCGACCUGCACUGCGCCGAGACCUACGCUGUCACCGUGGUUACCAUGGACAGGGGCUGCUAUAGCGACCCCAGCCCUGACGUUGAACUCAGAACAGGUGCCUGUCCCCCCACCAAUGUCACAACGUCUCUGCAGUGUGAUGGCAACAUGGGCACUGUCUCCUGGACGGCCGUUGCCAGGGCGGACAUGUACCUAGCAACAGCCACAGGUGACGACGGACACACCCACACCUGCAGCUCCAACUCCACCGACUGUUCCUUCACCGACCUGCACUGCGCCGAGACCUACGCUGUCACCGUGGUUACCAUGGACAGGGGCUGCUAUAGCGACCCCAGCCCUGAAGUUGAACUCAGAACAGGUGCCUGUCCCCCCACCAAUGUCACAACGUCUCUGCAGUGUGAUGGCAACAUGGGCACUGUCUCCUGGACGGCCGUUGCCAGGGCGGACAUGUACCUAGCAACAGCCACAGGUGACGACGGACACACCCACACCUGCAGCUCCAACUCCACCGACUGUUCCUUCACCGACCUGCACUGCGCCGAGACCUACGCUGUCACCGUGGUUACCAUGGACAGGGGCUGCUAUAGCGACCCCAGCCCUGACGUUGAACUCAGAACAGGUGCCUGUCCCCCCACCAAUGUCACAACGUCUCUGCAGUGUGAUGGCAACAUGGGCACUGUCUCCUGGACGGCUGUUGCCAGGGCGGACAUGUACCUAGCAACAGCCACAGGUGACGACGGACACACCCACACCUGCAGCUCCAACUCCACCGACUGUUCCUUCCCCGACCUGCACUGCGCCGAGACCUACGCUGUCACCGUGGUUACCAUGGACAGGGCCUGCUAUAGCGACCCCAGCCCUGACGUUGAACUCAGAACAGGUGCCUGUCCACCCACCAAUGUCACAACGUCUCUGCAGUGUGAUGGCAACAUGGGCACUGUCUCCUGGACGGCCGUUGCCAGGGCGGACAUGUACCUAGCAACAGCCACAGGUGACGACGGACACACCCACACCUGCAGCUCCAACUCCACCGACUGUUCCUUCACCGACCUGCACUGCGCCGAGACCUACGCUGUCACCGUGGUUACCAUGGACAGGGCCUGCUAUAGCGACCCCAGCCCUGACGUUGAACUCAGAACAGGUGCCUGUCCACCCACCAAUGUCACAACGUCUCUGCAGUGUGAUGGCAACAUGGGCACUGUCUCCUGGACGGCCGUUGCCAGGGCGGACAUGUACCUAGCAACAGCAACAGGUGACGACGGACACACCCACACCUGCAGCUCCAACUCCACCGACUGUUCCUUCACCGACCUGCACUGCGCCGAGACCUACGCUGUCACCGUGGUUACCAUGGACAGGGGCUGCUAUAGCGACCCCAGCCCUGACGUUGAACUCAGAACAGGUGCCUGUCCCCCCACCAAUGUCACAACGUCUCUGCAGUGUGAUGGCAACAUGGGCACUGUCUCCUGGACGGCCGUUGCCAGGGCGGACAUGUACCUAGCAACAGCCACAGGUGACGACGGACACACCCACACCUGCAGCUCCAACUCCACCGACUGUUCCUUCACCGACCUGCACUGCGCCGAGACCUACGCUGUCACCGUGGUUACCAUGGACAGGGGCUGCUAUAGCGACCCCAGCCCUGACGUUGAACUCAGAACAGGUGCCUGUCCCCCCACCAAUGUCACAACGUCUCUGCAGUGUGAUGGCAACAUGGGCACUGUCUCCUGGACGGCCGUUGCCGGGGAGAACAUGUACCUAGCAACAGCCACAGGUGACGACGGACACACCCACACCUGCAGCUCCAACUCCACCGACUGUUCCUUCACCGACCUGCACUGCGCCGAGACCUACGCUGUCACCGUGGUUACCAUGGACAGGGGCUGCCAUAGCGACCCCAGCCCUGACGUUGAACUCAGAACAGCACUGUGUCCACCCAUCGACCUGGAGGGCAUGGUGUCCUGUUCCACCAACAUCCUGUCCCUGACCUGGGAUGCCAGCCCAGUGUACGGGGCCAAUUACAUCUUACACUCCCAGAAGAUAGGGGGCGCUAACACCACCACUUCAUACCCAACCUCUAACACCUCCCUAUUCAUCACCGGCCUGCAGUGCGGGGAACGCUACGAAUUCCAGGUCGUCACUAGCGACGGGACCUGCAACAGCAGUCUGAGCCGUCCACUGGAGAUGGAUACAGCUCCAUGCCAGCCAACCCACCUGGCUGCACAUGUGGACUGUGGAACCAACCGAGGCAACAUCUCCUGGUUCGAGAGCGUUGGUGCCUCCUACUAUGUCGCUGAGGUGACGGGUGGCCAUGGGCACGUGGCUUCUUGUACCUCCAACGAUACCUCCUGUGCGGUGAAACUGCACUGCGGGCGGACGUACUCGGCUACACUGGUUGCCUCCACUGACUCCUGCAACAGUACUCUACACGCCACCAUUGAAUUUGACUCAGCCCCCUGUCUGCCUGGGAACGUGUUGGCAGAGCUGGACUGUAUCUCCAACAUGUUAGCGGUCCAGUGGCAGCCGACCACUGGGGAUGCAGACGACACCUACACAGCCCUGGCCAUCGGCAGUGACGGCUACCAGGCCUCCUGUAACUCCACCUCUAACUCCUGCAGCAUCCCCAAUCUGCAGUGUGGCCAGACCUACGAGGUGGCUGUCACCUCGUCCUCCAUCAACUGUUCCAUCAUCGCUGGAUCAGACUACCGUGUUCAGUCUGCCCCCUGUAAGCCCCAGAACACCACGGUGGACCUGGAGUGCAGCACCAACGUUGCCACGGUGAUCUGGGAUCUGACCAGCACGUCUCAGAACUACACGGUGACGGCCACGGACAUGUCAGGCACCAACACCAGCUGCAGCACCAACGAGACCAGUUGCUCCUUCUCCCAGCUGAGUUGUGGCGAGAUGUACACCUUCAGCGUCAUGGGCCAUACCAACGUGUGCAUGAGCGAGGUCAGCUCUCCCAUGCAGAUGCUCACAGCUCCUUGCGUGUCCACUAACAUAGCCUCCAGUCUAGACUGUGGUACAGACAUGGCCUUCAUCACUUGGAACAGUGCCGUGGGAGCUACAGCCUACACCGUACAGGCGGAGGGUAACCAUGGUCACAAGUCCUCCUGCAGCGACACAGGCACACAAUGUUCGCUUAAAAACCUGGCAUGCGGGCAGGAAUACUCUGUUGUUGUUGUAGCAAUGCACACCGGCUGUCCUGGUCCAGGCAGUCAGGCUGUAACGUUCACUACAGCUCCCUGCUCUCCUCAAUCUGUGGAAACCCAACUGGACUGCACGUCUGGAAGGUUGAAUGUUUCAUGGCUACCGAGUGUCGGGGCGACCCGCUACCACGCCAUGGUGCAAGACAGAAGUAACGUCAUGAUGUGUGACACCAAUACAACUUCCUGUGUUGUCCCCAACCUGAGCUGUGGCAACGCCUACAACGUUACCAUAGUAGCACAGGGCCAAUCCUGCAACAGAUCCCACAGCGCAGCCAAUGAGAUUUCAACAGCACCCUGCCCCCCUACCUCCCUCUCAGCCACUGUGGACUGCUCCACCAACAUCGCUAUGGUCACCUGGGACUCCCAGAAUGCACAGGGGGUGGUGUACAGUGCUCGGGCAUCAGACGUACAGGGUAGUUCAGUAGAAUGUAACACCACAGACUCUAACUGUGCUCUGACUAAGCUGCAGUGUGGCAGUGAAUACAAUGUCACCGUCACAGCCUCAAAGGACAACUGCUCGAGCAUCCCAAGCUUGACGUUUACCUUCACUACAGCGCCCUGUGUGCCCCUCCUCUCUGAUGUCCAGCUGCUCUGCUCCUCUGACUCCGCCUCUAUCACCUGGGCAACGGCUGCAGGGGCGGAGCUGUAUGAAGUCACAGCGGAAGACGGCCAGGGUGGGAGCCUGCAGUGUAACUCCAGGGAUGUCACUUCCUGCCAGGUGUCCAGCCUGCAGUGUGGACAGCAGUAUGUUUUCAGUGUGACUGCCUCAGACAGGCUGUGUGCCAGCCCUCCCAGUGCUAUGAUACAGUCAAUGACAGCCCCUUGUCCUCCGCAGAACAUCCACACCUCAGUGGGCUGUGAGAACCGCACCGCCUACAUUAGCUGGGCCCACAGCCAGGGGGCGCUGUCUUAUACAGCUAGACUACACAGGGCUGGUGGAGAGGCAGCUUCCUGCUCCUCCAAUGCCACCGGCUGUGACAUCACUUCCCUUCCCUGCGGAGAGACGUACACAGUGACGGUGACUGCAGAGGGACAUACCUGCAACAGCUCCCAAAGCUCGGAAUCCUCUAUCAAGACAGCUCCAUGUGUGCCCUCUGCUCCCGUGUCCAACCUGAGCUGCAGCACCAACAUGGCCGCCAUGACCUGGAACAGCAGCCUGGGGGCCGACCUUUACUCUGUAAUAGCCAAUAGCAGUGCAGGUCACUCUGGCAACUGCCAAUCAGCAGGCAUGAGUUGUGAACUGACGACCUUACUGUGUGGACAGACAUACACGGUCACAGUGACAGCUCAGGACAGCAUGUGCACCAGCGCUAGCAGCCAGUCAGUGGAAGUCAAGACAGUUCCCUGCGUGCCCACCUAUGUCAUGACCACUUCUGACUGCCUGUCCAAUGCUGUGACUGCUUCCUGGUUUGCGAGUGACGGUUCAGAGUACUACACCGCCACGUUGGAGGACGGUGACGGCAUGUCUACCACCUGUAAGUCGAUGGGGAAGCAAUGUAACGUCACAGGACUUCAGUGUGGACAGGUCUACCAUGUGACUGUAGCUGGGUCAGAUGACCAGUGCACCAGCCCACAGAGCGUUGACACCCAUACCCACUCAGUGCCUUGCUUGCCCAGCUCCAUUCAGGCCAUCAUGGACUGCGAGGCGGUCUCCGCCACCGUAUCCUGGCAACCCAGCGCCGGCGCCUUGUCCUACGUCACCAUGGUAACGGCCAGGUCGGGCCACAACGCUAGCUGUGCCACCAACCACACCAACUGUGAAAUGAGUGGUCUGGAAUGUGGGGAGGAACACACUGUGACUGUGAAGGCUCUGGGAAAGAGCUGCAGUAGUGUGGCACAGAUGACAGGACACCUCACCACAGAGCCCUGUGUGCCCAUGUAUCUCAGUGUGUCCUACAGCCUGUCCAUCGCUCAGCUGUUCUGGGACAUGGCUAAAGGUGCCAGCUCCUACUCUGCCCAGGCCAUCACUGACCAGGGCCUUACGGUCAGCUGUCACACCAACGAAACCUACUGUGACCUGCCCGGCAUGGCCUGCGGACAGAUCUACAAUGUCACCGUCUCUGCUAGCAACAGCGCCUGUAACAACAGUGUCACCACCAAGCCCUACAUCCUGAUGACAGAGCCCUGUCCACCCACCAACGUGCAGGCCAGUAUGGACUGUAACACUCUGACAGGCUCUGUCUCCUGGGAAGCGAGUGAUGUCGCUGUGGGUUACGCUGUCGUCCUGGGAGGCCAGGAUGGCCACUCCAUCGACUGUCUCACCACGACAACCAGCUGUGACAUGGGAGGGCUGAACUGCGGCACGGUGUACCAUGUCUAUGUCAGAGCGCUGGGAGUACAGUUCAACAGUUCAGUCUCCUCUGGAGUCAGUCUCUCACCAGCCCCAUGUCUCCCCAGCAGUGUGCAGGCCCAGGUGGACUGUGGGAGCGAUGGCGCUGCCCUGCUGUCCUGGAGCUACACUGAUGGAGCCAAUAACUAUACCCUUUCUGCCAAUGGGGUGGAGGGCGAGGCAGUCUCCUGCACCACCCAGCAGAACCACUGUAAUGUCACGGGUCUGUCCUGCGGGGGACACUAUAACGUCACACUCACCGCCACCAACCAGGAGUGUCAGAUCACUGUCCCCAUCAACGCCAGCUUCGACACACGUCCGUGCGCGCCCCAGCAUGUUGCUGUAGACUUGACAUGUGGCACCCAGAUAGCCGACCUGUCCUGGGAGGAGAGGUCGGAGGUUGAGCUGUAUGUGUCUAGCGCCGCCAGGUGGUCCGAUGGGGCAGUGCAGCACUGUAGCUCCAUUGGCUCUACCUGUCACUUCACUGACCUGACCUGUGGAGAAACCUACAGCUUCACUGUGACCGCAAGGGCCAACGGCUGCCACAGCCCACCCAGCAACACUGUUCAGAUUAACACAGAGCCAUGCCAGCCUACGGGUGUUACCUCCCAGCUGUUGUGUAACAGCGAGCAGUUCCUCCUCUCCUGGCACCCGGCCAGCGGCGCGGCGCUCUACAUGGUCACCGCCACAGGGAACCUGGGAUACGUGGAGGCCUUCAACACCACCGACACCUCCCUGUCGGCCUCGCUGCCCUGCGGACAGACCUACAGUGUCACUCUGCUGGGCCAGGACCAGCGCUGUGACAGCCAGCCCAGCACCCCCAUCACCUUGAAAACUGCUCCCUGUGUGCCCCAGGCAGUGGAGACCGAUGUAGAGUGUGGGGCCAGCAUGGGCUCAGUGAGCUGGAUGCCCAGUGACGGUGCCGACACCUACACGGCCAUAGCCAUCGGACGGGACGCGCACACACACCCGUGUGUCACCAACAACACCUCCUGCACAUGGAGCAACCUGCAUUGUGGAGAGGAGUACACCGUCCAUGUGACGUCAGGGGACGACAUCUGCACCAGCUCACCUGGCAACAGCACCAUCAUCCAUAUGGGGCCCUGUGCUCCUGGUAACCUGCAGACUAGCCUCCAGUGCAGCACCAACUCUACCUCAGUGACCUGGGACAGAGGCAGUGGAGCACUGUCCUAUAUGGUUGUAGGAGAGGCUACCAACAGCCACAUUACCUCCUGUAACUCUAGCGCCACCUACUGUGAUCUGGAGGGAUUGCAGUGUGGCCAGAUGUACAACAUCUCAGUCCACUCUAUGGAUGGAGUCUGUAGGAGCAUUCAGAGUGUCAGCUCAGACGUGCAAACGGCCCCCUGCCCGCCCCAGAAUGUGGCUGCCCAGGUGCACUGUGCCUCAGGGAUCAUGUUGGUGACCUGGGAACCCAACAUGGAUGCCUGGUUUUUCCUGGUGGAUGCAGUGACAGAGGGAGGGAGCAGCCACUCCUGUAACACUACAGACACCCAGUGCUCCAUCACCAGUCUUCCCUGUGGAGAGAGCUUCUCUGUCCAGGUCACCGCUGCCAGAGGAGGCUGCCACAGCAUGCCAAGUCAGGCUCUCAACGUCUCAUCAGCCCCAUGCAUGCCCAUGAGGGUGAACGGUAGCCAGAACUGUGUGACUAACUCUGCCUGGGUGUCCUGGGCCCCUGCUCUGGGGGUGGACAGAUACAUGGUGACUGCUGAUGGCGUGGGGGGGUUCAACUCCUCCUGCUCCAUCCCCGGCUUUGACACCACCUGUGAGGUGCCUGACCUGGCCUGCGGCGUGCGCUACACCUUCUCUGUUACUGCUAGCAACGGACACUGUGAUAGUCCACCCAGUGCGACCUUCGACCUCGAGACAGCUCCCUGCACCCUGGCAAGCAUCACCGCCUUCACCCAGUGUCACAACUCCUCCAUCCGGGUCCUGUGGGAGCCCAUGGAGGGCAGCGUGGGAAACUCUGUGUACACCGCCACAGCGGAGGCCAGUGACCGCAGCGUGCUGACCUGCAACAGCUCUGCCAGCAGCUGUGACCUGGAGGGGGCGCUCUGCGGUCUGCACUACACCGUCAUCGUAGCAGCAUCAUCAGACUGCUGCACCAGUCAGAGGAGUCCUCCUUAUAGGAUCAGCAUGGAACCCUGCCCACCCCAGGGUGUGGUCAUCAGCUCCUCCUGUGAGUCCCAUGGAGCGCACGUGUCCUGGACCGCGUCCCCUGUGGCUGAGACCUACCUCAUGAUCGCAACGGGUGGAAAUGGUGACGUGCGGUCCUGCAACACGACCGCCAGCAACUGCUCCCUGUCUGCGCUGCAGUGUGGUCAGCAGUAUGCCGUCUCUGUGACCGCUAGCCACGAGAACUGCUCCAGUAUGGCCAGCCAGAACGUCACGUUCAAUACGGUGCCCUGCCAGCCAGACGGUCUGUCCGUGUUGGUCCAGUGUGUCAACUACUCUGCGCUGCUAUCGUGGACAGUCAGAGGUGGUGUUGUGGACUACUGGGGCUGUGCCCAGGCUGAGGAUGGCAUCAUGCUUUACUGUGGGAGCACAGGGACCUCCUGUACCAUCACAGGGCUGGAGUGUGGUGCCCAGUACAACUUCUCUGUUCAGGCCUCAGACGGCACCUGCAACAGCUCCUUCAGUGAGCCUCUGCUGGCUGGAGCAGCUCCCUGUCCCCCAGAGACCAUGGCAGUGACCAUGUUCCCCAUGCAGAACCAGACCCAGUUUUUGCGUGCUUCCUGGACCCAUGUGAACUGUCCCAACGUCCAAUACCUGCUGGAGGUGACCGGGAGCAUCCUGGGAGACAGCCAAUCCCUGUUCGAGCUGUCUUCCUAUUGGACCAGCUCCAGCUUCUUUGAGCUGCUCCUCCCCUGUGGCUCGUCCUAUAGCGCGACAGUGAGGAGCAGGAACUUUGCAGGUGACAGCGCCCCCUCUGUGGCCAUCACUGGAAUCACAGCCCCUUGCCCUCCAGCGGUGGUGACCUACAGUGGUUCCAACUCCUCGGCCACCAUCUCGUGGAAUGGUUCCGUCUACGCCACCAUGUAUACGGUGUAUGACAUCAGUGGCGUGGUGCGGACCCAGGUGUGCAGCACGGUACAGCUGUCCUGUUCCCUGGCCAACCUCGACUACAACAACCUGGAGGUCACCGCUAGCAACACUGCCGGGGAGAGCGACCCCACCAGGGAAAUAACAGUGCAUCACUUGAAAAGGAGAGAUCUCAGUGAAGAAGAGAUGAUCUCAGAGACGGGUCUGUCCAUGCCCGAGGUGCAGGUCACCGUGGAAACGCUAAACGUCCUCCUAGUGGAGUGGUCCCGAGUGAAGGGGGCGGCCUACUACACCCUGGUGGUCCGAGAGCAGAGUUCUCACCCCCGCUACGCCAGCCGCUCCCAGAUACUGACCGUGUACGGCGAGAGCUCCAUCGUCACUGACCUCAAUCCUUCCUCCACUUACUGCCUAUCUGUGUCUGCCCAGACAGAGGCCAGCAAGGGGCCCGACUCAGAGCCUGUGUGUGUGGAGACUGUGGCACCUGCAGUCAAGAUGUGAAGGGGGGUUCUGGACUGAAGAAAAGAAGUAGAGCCAUGAAUGUAUCUGAAUAUAUGGCUCUAAUCAUGGGUAUCACAGAACGAGAAUGUAAUACAGUCUCUGGAUCUUUUGGUGCCAACAUGGGCACGGCAACCCACAAGCAAUUGUUCAAUCUCAAAUCAGUCUGCCUUACUCUGUAAAACUAAGGUCUCCUUUGGGAAAGUGGUCUUCUAACUUCCUGGUUAAACGCAAAAGCUACAGUAUGGCUCUGGUCGGCGUUACAGGGCCGAUGGCAGUAUGUAUUGUAUGGUCACUGCAGACAGCUGAAUGCUAUAGCACAGUGUUUCCCAACUCGUCUUCCAGUACCUCCAGCAGUACACGUUGUUGUUCUAGCCCUUGACAAAUGCACCUUAUUCCUUGAGGGAUUUAUGAUUAGUUGACAAGUUGAAUCAGGUGUGCUUGUCCAGGGUAACAAUAAAAAUGUGUUCUGUUGGUUGUACUGGAGGUCCAGGGUUGGGAAACACUGCUAUAGUGGACCGUAACGUUUUCUAAAUUGACUGUAUUUUUUUUUUAAAGGUUUGGGGUAGCUUUUUCUGCGGUGUGAUGGUUGAGAUAUCGUAUCCAAAGUGGUGAUUUCCUAUCUCUUUGCCUGUUGUAUCAAGUAGUAGAAAAUAUUUGUAUGACUUGUGAGAAACGACCUGUGAAGUAUACUAUUCCUAACACAUCAUCCUCAUCCUCCAAGCUGAAGUUGGUGAAAUCAAAGCUCAAACGUAUUUCUAGUUUUUGUGUAAUUUUUACAAUACCUUCAACAAGUUAAUUUUAAUGACUGUUUUAUAUGCAUCUUUCCUUUUUAUUACUUAUGUAUACUGAACAAAAAUAUAAAUGCAACAUGCAACAAUUUCAACAAUUUUACUGAGUUACAGUGAAUAUAAGGAAAUCAGUCAAUUUAAAUAAAUUCAUAAGGCCCUAAUCUAUGGAUUUCACAUGCACAGCCAUAGGCCCACCCACUUGGCAGCUAGGCCCACCCAAUCAGAAUUCGUUUUCUCCCACAAAAGGGCUUUAUUACAGACAGAAAUACUCCUCGGUUUCAUCAGCUGUCCAGGUGGCUGGUCUCAGACAAUCCUGCAGGUGAAGAAGCCAGAUGUGGAGGUCCUGAGCUGGCGUGGUUACACGUGGUCUGCGGUUAUGAGGCCGGUUUGACAUACUAUCAAAUUCUCUAAAACGAAGUUGGAGGUGGCUUAUGGUAGAGAAAUUAACACAUUUCAAACAGCUCUGGUGGACAUUCCUGCAGUCAGCAUGCCAAUUGCAUGCUCCUUGAGACAUCUGUGCACAUUUUUAGAAUGGCCUUUUAAUGGUUUAAUCAGCUUCUUGAUAUGCCACACCUGUCAGGUGGAUGAAAUCUUUUGGCAAACGAGAAAUGCUCACUAAAAGGAAUGUAAACAAAUUUGUGCACAAAAUAUGGGAGAAAAAAGCUUUUUGUGGGUAUGGAACAUUUCUGGGAUCUUUUAUUUCAGCUCAUGAAACAUGGGACCUUUACAUGUUGCGGUUAUAUUUUUGUUCAGUAUAUAUGAGAAAGUAUGUGUAUCUUUAUUGAAGAGUAAUAUAUCUGGCUGUAUUUUCAAUAACAGAUGAUUUGUAAUGUACUGUGCCAUUUUCUUGACUAUCUUUAUCAAGAGAAACGGUCAGACAAAAAUUAUCAAAAUGUACAACUUUUCCACUUUCAUUCAUUCAAAUUCAUUGUCAUUCAGUACAAAAUAGAAUAUAGAAAAUA
Oncorhynchus kisutch (coho salmon) is the source of this 14905-nucleotide messenger RNA. RefSeq lists its product as uncharacterized. Gene Ontology annotation, molecular function: protein binding. Bases 31 to 13155 code for a protein of 4374 amino acids. The record is from RefSeq and is a predicted model, not a curated record. NCBI's taxonomy places the organism in Eukaryota, Metazoa, Chordata, Actinopteri, Salmoniformes, Salmonidae. The transcript is spliced from 51 exons.